Messenger RNA from Episyrphus balteatus (marmalade hoverfly), 659 nucleotides. RefSeq names its product ADP-ribosylation factor-like protein 2 (gene Arl2). The coding region runs from base 52 to 606 and encodes 184 amino acids. Gene Ontology annotation, cellular component: cytoplasm; microtubule cytoskeleton. Gene Ontology annotation, biological process: protein folding. NCBI's taxonomy places the organism in Eukaryota, Metazoa, Arthropoda, Insecta, Diptera, Syrphidae. The record is from RefSeq and is a predicted model, not a curated record. Gene Ontology annotation, molecular function: GTPase activity; GTP binding. The transcript has 3 exons.
GCAUCUGAUUAGUUUUUUUCAUAAUUUAUCAAAUAAAAUCAAUUAAUUAAAAUGGGUUUUCUAACAGUUCUCAAAAAAAUGCGUCAAAAGGAAAAAGAAAUGCGUAUACUUUUGCUUGGAUUGGAUAAUGCAGGAAAAACAACAAUUCUUAAGAGAUUCAAUGGUGAACCAAUCGAUACCAUUUCUCCAACUUUGGGUUUCAAUAUAAAAAGUUUGGAACACAAUGGUUAUACUUUGAAUAUGUGGGAUGUUGGUGGUCAAAAGUCACUCCGUUCUUAUUGGAGAAAUUACUUCGAGUGCACAGAUGGUUUGGUGUGGGUGGUGGAUAGUGCCGAUCGAAUGAGACUACAAACAUGCAAGGCUGAACUUGAAGUAUUGUUGCAGGAGGAAAGACUUGCAGGUGCUACUUUAUUAGUUUUGGCUAAUAAACAAGAUCUUCCAGGGGCAUUGUCGUCACAAGAAAUCAAAGAGAUUCUUGAGUUAGAUAACAUAACAACACAUCACUGGCUUGUGUUGGGAGUCAGCGCUGUGACUGGAGAGAAACUUCUCACAGCUGUCGAUUGGCUGAUUGCUGAUAUAGCAAAACGAAUCUUCACUUUAGAUUAGAAUAUAUUUUAUUUGAUUCCAUAAAUAUAUAUCCAAUAAUUACUAAAUAAUAA